Trichomonas vaginalis G3 is the source of this 8133-nucleotide messenger RNA. RefSeq names its product Second domain of FERM family. The transcript has a single exon. The record is from RefSeq and is a predicted model, not a curated record. Gene Ontology annotation, cellular component: cytoskeleton. NCBI's taxonomy places the organism in Eukaryota, Parabasalia, Trichomonadida, Trichomonadidae. Bases 1 to 8133 code for a protein of 2710 amino acids.
AUGACUAUUAACUUGGAAUAUAGCAGAGUUUUCGAUGCACAGAACUCCCGCAUGAUGGAUUUUGACGAAAACAUGUCGUGCAAGGAAGCUCUUAAGCUGAUUUGCGAUGAACUUGAAAUCGAAGAUCACAGACCUUACAAACUCCUUAUUUACAAAGGAAAUGUUCGUGAGCCAAUUAUCUGUGAUCUCAACCAGCCCCUUAUUUUCUACGCAAAGCCAGGUGGAAGAAUUAUUCCUUCAAAAGAACAUUCAAAAUGCAAAAUUACAAGAGAUGAAGAAGAAACAGCAAAGAUGAGGCUUGAUCUCUCCAUCCCUGUCGAUGACGUCCUCUCAUAUAUUGCUGAUGAACUUCAACUUUACUGCCAACCAGAUCAAUAUUCUCUUUGGUACUACAACGAUGAAGGUUAUAAAUUCCCACUUGAAUCCAACAGACCAAUUUGCGUACAAACAACAUAUGUUUCAAAGUUUUACUUCAAACGCCGUUAUUUCUUAAUCUUUUCUUACGAUUUCGAAGAUAUGGAUAACUGUAUCCACGUUUUCAGAGACUGCAAGUAUAACUAUACUCAUUCUAACAUCAACGUCUCAGAAGAUCAAGCUUUCGAGUUAGCAAGAUUAAUUCUUUACGGAACAACGACAAAUCUUAAGGAUCUUAACAUUGAUUUAAUUUCCGAGAGAUUCAAAGACUUUGUUCCAAAGCAAUUCCGCGAUUCUUCAUUUAUGGCAAAUAAGUGCAAGAAAUACAUCACACAGCAAGCAGCCAUGGAUAAAUUACCAGCCAUGAUCCAGUUCAUCAAGACUGUCCGUGAAAUCAAAGGUUUCGGCGAAGAAAUCUACAAUGCAAAUUUGACGGACAACAACUACAAGAGCAAGAAGGUUGCUCUUUGUCUCUUGUCACGUGGUGUUCGUGUCUGCGAAAGAGGAACCACAGAUGGCUUGUUUAACAUCCAUACAUCUUCAAUUAAAGAAUACGGUUACGCCGGCAAGGUUAUUAACAUCCGCUACGUUGAUCCCAAGACAAACAAAGAGAAUACAUGCCAUUUUACAGUCAAAAGCACCAAAGUUGCCAACAUUCAUACUUAUCUUGUUGAUAUUGCCAAAUUAUACGUCAAAUUCCUCAAAACAAAGAACAGCCAACGCAUUAUCAGGAAGAAGCAAAAGAAGAAAAUCGAAGUUACCUCUCCGGAAGAAGCAGAAGCCGUAAUUACGACAUUUCUUUCUUCCGAAAUCCUCAACAGAGCUCCAGAAACAUCCAGCGACCGUCUUCGUGUUGAGACCGAACCAGAACUACUCAAACGCGAUGAUUAUUCCAGCUUCAACGAAGUCCAAGAUGUAUCAGAUUUAAUUCGUGACGAAGAAGAGUUUGCCAAGAUGGUUACCACACAUCUUCCGAAGUAUAACCUCGAAUACUUCGAUCUCCAUGGCACAGUUCAGCGUCUUGAAGCAAUUAUGACUUCAAUCCGAGCACAAGUCGACAAUUCCUUCAAGAUGACCAUCAAAGAUGCCUCAUAUUCGGUUGAAUGUGCCUUGUUCUACAUCAACGCCAUCUCAGACGGUUUCCAUUCCGGAGACAUUAAAAAGGAAAUGGAAGUUGUCGCGAAAGUCAUCCAAGUUUUGUUCGUAAUGAUCAAACAAUCAGAUACAAUGAAGCUUGGUAUCACAGAUAUCAGGCAGCAAGUCAUUGAUGGCUACACACAGAUUGUUGAUUCCAUUCCUCCUGUCAUAGAAAAGAUCAAAUCCAUCAUUGAACAGACACCAGAACCUCCUGUUGCCACGAAGGAAGAGCUCCAUGCAUUGCCGAGAGGAUCCAUUUAUCUCUCGACGCUUGUUGAAGCAAUUUACAGGUUGAUGGGAUAUCUUUUCAAUGUCAGAUUAGAUCUUUUGAAUGCUGAUCUUAAUAUUUUGAAGUUGUUCCCUGUUCUGAGUAAGUUUGCCAUGAAAGCUUACAAGUUCUGGAAAGAAUUGGAUGAAAACAACUGCGACAUCAAAGCAAAUCUUAAUGAUUUGAUUUUGACUUACAGAGAAAUUUAUCCAUACUUACAACACGCGUACACAGCUUACAAGAUGCCUGCUGAACUGUUGAAUGACUUCCACGCACAUUUCAGAAGAGUUCUUAACUUCACGUGGCUCGGAUUGAUUUGUUUCGUCAACAAGGAUGAAACAGUCGGUAUCAAGUUCUUCCCUGGUCCAUGCUACUUGAGACAUGGCGCAUUGAACACUUUGUCUGACGCUGUCACUUAUUUCACACAGAUGAUGAAUCUUCCGAACAUCCAGCCUGACCAGAAAUUGAUGGAACCCCUCAGAAAGGCAUGUGCGGAAUUCGAGAACACAUCAACUGUCACUAGAACAGUUAUGAAUGACAUGGUACAGAAUCCAACAAAUGACGCAUUGAGAUUUGUUGUCAUUCAGUCUGUCAAUGUUUCUAGGAGAUAUUUCUUCGAAGUUUUGGAUUACUGCGUGAAAAUGGGACCGAACAUUCAACCGGAGAUUGUUGUACAAGUUAGAACAUUCUUGAAUUCCGUUGAUUCAUUCCUUUACUCACUCAGCCCAAUGAACAUUUCAUCAACAAGAGUCAGAACAUUCGCUGAAUCAUUGACAGCUUUAGUUCAAGCGAUGAAAGACACACAGUGCUUGGAUGAAUACAUUCCUAGUAUGACUGAAUCAAGAGACAAUUUCAUCGAGUGGAAUAAAGUUCUCGCUGGAUCUCCAACAGAUGGUAAAAUACUCUUCAAGAUCCAUCAAUCAUUACAUUCCAUUGCUACUUAUGUCAUUUCUCUUCAGUCGUAUCUUGAGAAUGCAAAUCACAAGACAAUUCCUUUGAUCAUUGAAGUCAUGAUGCCUUCUAUCACAAAGACUCUCGCAAACCCUGAAAUCAGAGAUGACUACGAAAAGUGCAAACACGUUCCCGCUUUCUGCCAAUUCCACAUGAAUGUGGCAAAACUCAUCACUUUUCUGACAAACGUCAUUUUGACACCACAAGUCGCUGUCCAAGAAAACGUGUUGGCAAAGUUGUCUUCUAAGUUGACGUUGCUCAAAGAAGACUACAACAGGUUGACACAGAUAAGACCACACUUGAUGCAGAACGCUUUCUCAUACCAACUCAGCUGCAACAUCAAAAACAUCAUUAAUAACAUGUACGUUAAUUUGGCAAAUAUUAUUGACGAUACAGAAAAUAUUGCCGCUGUGACAUGUGCGAAUGCCAGUGUUGUCAUAUUGGCUGAUGUUUUCAAGAGCGCUAGAUUAUACUUCGACAAGUGCAAGGAAGUCAAUAUCAGACCAUACAUGAAGAACUAUACAAAAGAAGAAAUCGUUGCAUACAGAAAAGAAGUGAUUAAAUUAAUGGCAUGUUUCAGAGAAUACAUUUCUCAAAACACAGAUUUGAAGUACAAUCCAUUGGUUGAGAAAGAAAACUCUGAAAUCAAAGACAUCAUCAAAGAUCUCAUGAAAUUCGAAGCGGAUCCAUCAACGAAUUUCAAUCUUUACACUCCAAGAAUCCAUUACUGGCUCACAAACAUGUACGCGAGAACAAACUACAUUCCAGGAUUGUGGGAUGAAAAGAAGAAAGGUGUUCUCGAUGCACUCACACAGAGAACUGAUGUCAUCAUGUCCGGUGAGAAACCAUCUCCUCAAAUAUUGACAAAUGUCAUCAACGCUUUGAUUGCACAGAUCAACGAGUACCCAGGACAAAUACAAUCUGUUGCACAAGCAGCUGAUGACAAGAACAUCAAACAAUUCAUGUCAAUUCUCAAGGGAAUUUUGAAUGCUCUCACAACCGCUCUCAAAACAUCGAAGUUCAAACCGAAAGAAGUCGAAGAAAUCAGAAGACAGUUAGUUAACUACCAGCACUACAUACCGGAGUUAACAACACAAGUCAAAGAGAAUCCAUUCACCAAGAAACUCUUAACAGCUUAUGAUGAUUUGAUCAACUUGACAAGACAGAUGUUGAUGCCUUCUUCCAUCGAUUACAUUUGGGAUCCAAUUCAAGAAGUCGACUCAAACGAUAUUGGUGAACUCGCUGCAGCUCUCAAGAAGAUGUUCGAGUACAUGACGAAGAUAUUCUCAGAGUUAGAAUACCAUCCAAUUGUCGAUGAUUCAAUCAGAAUAUCAAUGCUCAUCAGACAAGUUUCAUCAUUUUACUCAACAAAUGCUUCUGUUUUGAACAUGUCUCGCGAACAACUUGAAUCGAACUUGCCACAGUUCUGCAGGAACAUUGAAGCAGAAUUAGAAGCAAUGAUCAAUUUGAUCAAGUUGUUAGGCCCAAUAUUGUCUGACAGACAGUUGAUUGAUACAUGUGAAGCUGUUCAAAAGACAGUCAACAACGUCAUCAAACUUUCUGACAAGCAUUUCCUUACAACUGCAAAGGCAACAGAAUUCGCAACAAUCACAUAUCCUUUGUUGCAAAAGUUGGUUCUCAAGAUCAACAACGUUGUCAAGAAUGGAUCUGUCAACGAUUCGAAAGAGUUCUUGGAAGAAUACGCGAAGAAGAUUGGCGAAAUUCCACCAGGAAUCGAACAACUCAAGCCACAUGAAAUCCAAGCGAUUUCAAACAAGAUUUACGAAUUCUUGAUGAACGGAUUCGAGAAGGCAAGACCAGAUUUCGAUCCAACGGAAAUUGCAGAGAUGAUGUACGAAUCAUACAACCAGUUCUCAGACUACAUUUCCUUGGAGAAGAAGCCUGUAUCUAUGGUCGAAUCAUUGAUUGUCAAUCCAAAGAUAUUCGAAGGAAAGAACGCAGCUGUUUUGGUACAGAAAGAAAUCGAUUCAAUCAAUGGAGAACCAGUAUCAGAAGAAGAUUCCAAACAAGCGAAGGAAAUCAUCAAGCUUUCAUUGGAACAAACAUCAAAUGUUCCAGCAUCACUUCGCUAUCUCGCAAACUAUCUUUCUUCUUCCCAAAACAUUUCUGCAAAGCAUUCUUAUUCAAGAUAUCUUUCCAUUGUCCAAGAAAACCACAAAGCAACAUUGGAUAAUUUGUUGAAUAUCAUCAUCCAAUCAUCUAUUGAAGGCGCGAAGAUCAUUGAAGCAAUGAAGGAAGAAAUAAAGAACACAAAGAUGAGAACUGUCUUCCACAGACAACUCCAAGACUCCUUAAAGAACGCUGAUUUCAAUAUGAUAACAACACUCAAAAAUAUGGCAUCUGUCACUUUUGCUUAUGCUCCAAUCAGAGUUAUCAGGCAAUUGGCGACAUUGUCAUGCAUUAAAGAGGAGAAGUUCAGCCAGAUGACGAAAGCACUGAAUGAAUCAAUAGAUUCAUGUGAUCUCGUCAUCCAAACUGUUUUGGCAAACACUUUGUUGCAAAUUGCAAAGAAAUGCGAAGAACUUGGUGUUUUCAAGGACUUCGUUUUGAAUAUCGCGAAUUUGUUGAGAAAGCCACAUUACGCAUCAUCAUUUGAUGCUGAAUUGACUUCCAAACUCAUCAACACAUUCUUGACAUUCGAUAACCAGUCAAAUGCAACAAUCCACGAAAAGGCAGAUAACAAAGAUUACCAAGAACUCAAGAGUUUGAUCGAAUCUUUGCCAUCAAUCAGACCCUUGUUGCAGCAAUUGUCAUCACCAACAGCAGCAAGACAAGAACAGACAUUGAAGAACCUUUUGCAGGCCAUCUACCAGAUGUUCUUGUCAUACGAGAAAGGAGAAAAAGAUCUCGAAGAAUACGAAAGAGUCAGAUCUCUCGCAAAAAUUGCUUCCUACAAUUUACACACUGCACAGGAACAAGGCGUCAAUGUUACACCAUAUCUUGACGCUCUCAAGCAAUUAGACAAAGCUGUUGAUGAUUGUGACUAUGCAGCACUCGCAAUCACUAAAGGUGGCGAUGCUAAGUUGAUUGGAGAUCCAUUGGAUAAUUUGAUCAAAGCAUUGGCGAUGUUCUUCAAAGCAGCAGGAGAUAUCGAGGCAGACGAAGAGGAAGAAGUCCACGAAGAAGAGGAACAGAAGAAGGAAGAAGAAGUCAAGAUUGUCUACGUCGAUGUACAAGAGGAACUCCAGAACUUGUUGACAUUCGCAUUGGAAGGAAAGUACCAGGAAUUGAUCGACCUCGCAGCGAAAUGCCUCGAAGCAAUCGAGAAAGAUCAUCAAUGCCCAGAACUCGAUGGCACAAUGAAGGACCUCAUCAAGUCAGUCGCAACGAAGAACCAGGAAGGAAUCAACAAUUUCAUCAAAUGGAUUGCAAACAAGGAUUACGCCAACUGGGUCAAAACAACAAAGAAGCCACAAUCAGCCAAAGAAGUCGAGUCAGUUUUCAUCGACACAAUCGAUGAAUUCAGAGCAAUCAGGAAUGUCUUUGGAAAGAAUCCGAAACAAGACAUCAGAGACCUCGUCAAAGUCUGCGCUCGUUCUCAGUCAUUGGUUGGAAUUGUCCUUCCUUUCUUCGAGUACAUUAAUUCCUCCAUUUACGAGUUCUAUCUUCAAACAGCAAACCAGUUGUGGCCAAACGUAAUGAACGUGAUUAAGAACGUCAAUGAGCCAGAGAAAUACAAGUUAUCUCUCAGGUCAAUUGUUCGUUUGAUUUCUGACUUCUCUUACAUUGUUGAAGACUGUGUUUUGCAGGAUUCAAAGCCAUCAACAACACAGUUGAACGAAGCCAGAUUCAAGUACGGAAAAUCUUCUGCAAACAUGAUCAAAUCCGCAGGAGAAAUGUUGUAUUGCAUUGCCAUUUCAAGGUAUUCACAUUUGUACGACUUGCACAUCGAAGCUGUUAAAGAUGGAUAUGCAGAUCCAUUGACAAAUCUUGAGAUUGCUUCUAAAGAACUCCUCAAGGCAAAUCUCAAGCCAGAAGUCGGCCAAAAGUUCACAGAGCAUUUCAAGGAAGUCCAGAAUUCUUAUAACAACACAUUUGAAAUGUUGAAUAAGUUAGCAACGCCAGAACAAGCUGUCAGCAACUGCAUCGCUGUUUUCAAAGCAGCGUAUGUUGCUUUCUGCGAUCUUAAAUCAAUGUCCGAUGUUGUCGAGAAGAAGAAGGACCCAGAGUCAGCGAAGAAGCUGCCUGUCAAAUUCACAAUUCCGACAAUUUCCGCGGAGAUCGCAAACAUCGAAGAAGUCAACAAGGUUCUCGAGAUGAACUACAACAGCUACCAGAAAGAAAUCGACUGGCUUUCUCACGCUCUCGCUGAGAACUCAGAGAUAUCCAAUGAACAGAUUGUUGAGAAGAUCAUUCUGUUCCACGAUAUCGCUAAAGAGUUAGUUGGAAAUGUUCUCAAAGCAUCUGUUGCUUGUAUCGAUGUCGGUGACCAAUCUAACCUCACUGGAUUGGCAAACAACAUCGUUGCAACAGUAAACGACAUCACUAAAUGUGUAAAGGCAUUUUUGAUGGUCGAAACUGGCUGGCGCGAGAACUUCGAGACAACUCACACAGAGAGCACGAGAAUAAUCACGGAUGUCAACAAAGUUGUCGAACACAGUAUCCAAGUUGCGAAGACGAAGAGUAUCGAAGAAGAUCUCGUUCGUCGCGCAAUUGGAGACCUCGCGAAGCCAUUCUUCGCAAUCUCUUCAUCAGUACAAGAGAAGACAGAAGAGACAAACAAACUUGCACCAUCAGUCAGCCGCGAAUACGGACUUACUUUGGCGGAAGUCACCGGAACAUUGUCUUCUACACUCGCAAAGAUCAUCAUGUACUUGAGAGAUAGACAACAGGAUAUGACCGUUCCUCAGGAGAAACUCAAGACUGUUUCAGAAGAUGCUGCUGCUUUGUUGAAUGCUGUAAUCAGUGCUGUUUUAGCCAUCGCUAAUUCCAAUGAAUCAGAAGAUCAAGUCAUUGAAAACGCAACAAAGAUCAUCCGAACAGUCGAAGCAUUCAAGGGAAUGUACAGAGCACAGAGAGGUGAAUUGCUCGCACACAAUGAAGCACUUAACGGUGUUGUAAACAUCUCCAAGAAACUCAUCCAAGCAGCGGAAGCAGGAAAGAAGGCAAGACUCGAACGCAUCGAAGCACUCAAGCGCAGAGAAGAAGAGGCAGCAAAGAGAAGGGCUGCUGCAGAAGAGAGAAGAAGAUUGGCGGCUGAGAGAAGAGCAAACGCUAAGCCUACACACCAGCCUCCGAAGGAGAUGUUGAUGAAGUUGUUGAAGCUCGAAUCAGAUAUCAUCAAAGCAAGACUUUAUCUCAGACAACAAAAGAAAGUUGUCGAUCAACUUAACGCAGAAUAA